This is a messenger RNA of Pristis pectinata (smalltooth sawfish), 4217 nucleotides long. It is a transcript of the gene cdc25b, whose product is annotated as cell division cycle 25B. The record is from RefSeq and is a predicted model, not a curated record. The coding region runs from base 1 to 2148 and encodes 715 amino acids. Gene Ontology annotation, biological process: positive regulation of G2/MI transition of meiotic cell cycle; G2/M transition of mitotic cell cycle; protein dephosphorylation. NCBI's taxonomy places the organism in Eukaryota, Metazoa, Chordata, Chondrichthyes, Rhinopristiformes, Pristidae. Gene Ontology annotation, molecular function: protein tyrosine phosphatase activity. Gene Ontology annotation, cellular component: nucleus; cytoplasm. The transcript has 17 exons.
AUGAACCAGGAGAUCCACUCCCUGCUGAAGUCCAGGUCUGAGAUGUUCAAGUCAGGUGAUCCUGACCGAAACAGGAAAUUUAGCUGCCUUGCAUGGAAGAGCCGUUGCGAUUGGCGGAGAGACUCGAGCGGCCAAGUCAGCGGAAAGGGCCGACCCCAUUGGGAGAGUCUCCGCCCGCCGCAUAGGAACAGCCGUCUGAUUGGCGGAGGCGCCCCAGCGUCACCGGUCGGGGAAGGCGGGGCCCGACGCGGUGUUGAUUUUCGAAAUAAAGGCGGCGGCUCGCAGCCCGGGGCCUGGCUUCAUGAAGCGGCCGCACUCCGGCCGCCCAUUCAGCGUGGGGCUCGGCGAGGCCCAGCCCUUCCUCUCCCCCGCCGCCGUCACCCCCCUUCCCGCACCCUCGUUUUCCAUUUUAUCUCUGGGCCGACUUUUAUUUGGGUCUUAAAGUCGUGGGCGAUGAGCGGAGCCGGCGCCCCCCGGCCUGUCCCCGACCCGGCCUCCGGGCCCUGCGGGGGUGACCUCGCUACCCGGCGCCCCUGUCUCUCCCUGCACAAGGCCCGGCCUUGCAAGGCCCUGUUCACCGGGACGGGGGUCGCCUCCCCCUGCGGGCCGCAGGUGCUCAGUCCCGUCACCAACCUGGCCCUCAACAUGGUCAACCUGAGGGGCCUGGGCAGCAACAGUGAUACACCAAAGCGCAGACCAAAUGGGACUCCAUUACUAAACAAGACUCUCUCAUCUGAUUCUGAUGCAGGGCUUUGUAUGGAUUCACCGAGUCCAAUGGAUGAAAAGGAAAUCGAUGAAACGUUUGAAAAAGCAGUAUUGGAAUCUGGAAAAGUGAUUGCCAACAAGAUCCCCAUGAGAAGAAUGAACUCCCUUCCGCUCAGUUUCCUUGGAUCAAGUCCUGCACUAAAGUCAAUCCAUUGUGACUCUCCAGAUUCUGAGGUGCUUUGUCCAGAAAGUAGUUGUAUACACUCGAGUGAAGGAGACAAAGAAAAUGAAGUAUUUGAAUUCAAAAAACCAGUCCGACCAGUUUCUAGAAACCGCCUCUUUACCUUCCACAGUGGGAACCGACAAGAUCAGCGACCCAGUUCUGCACCUGCAUUGAUGCUUUCGUCUAAUGUGGGCAGUGACUUGGUGGAUGUUGGCAGUCCAGUCUUUCUACACCGAUCCUCACUAACUUCUUCUCUUAAUGAAGAAGAUGAUGGAUUUUUGGAGCUGCUUGAUGAAGAUGUUGAGAAUGAAACUGAUGUACCUUCUGGCAUGGAAAGUUUGCUGAAUGCUCCAAUCGUGACCAGGAAGGAAAUCACAGGGACUUUGAAUGAUGGGACCCCUAGUAAACUAUCCUGUGACAUCAGCUCCAAGUCACCAGGGUCAGCCCUUGAAUUGAGAUCCAUCCUAAAGCGACAGGAUCGACCCAAAGACGAAGAGACGCCUGUGAAGAAUAAGCGCAGGAGAAGCCUUGCAGGCACAACAGUGGAGGGAGCUGGAGAUAAAGCGAAUCAGCGCACUCUAUUGCGAUCCAAGUCUUUCUGUGACGCCAAAAUCGAAAGAGUACUUGCAAUUGAUGAUGGCAGACGCAUGAUUGGAGAUUUCUCAAAGCCAUAUAUAUUGCCCACAGUAGAAGGAAGGCACCAAGAGUUGCAAUAUAUAACACCAGAGAUGGUGAUUCAGUUGGUAACUGGAAAGUUUGAUGGAUUCGUUGAGCGGUUCCUGCUCUUUGACUGCCGAUACCCGUAUGAAUAUGAAGGGGGGCAUAUUAAGGGUGCCCUUAAUUUGCACAUGGAGGAUGAGGUAGAGGACCUUCUGAAGAAACCCAUUGUCCCAGUUGAUGAGGCAAAACGAGUGAUUAUUAUUUUCCACUGCGAGUUCUCAUCUGAGCGGGGCCCAAGAAUGUGCCGUUUUCUACGAGAAAAAGACCGUGAGGUGAAUGGUACGGACUACCCAAAACUGCACUACCCAGAGCUUUAUGUCCUGAAAGGAGGCUACAGGGAAUUCUUUCCAAAGUUCAAAUUGUACUGUGAGCCUCAGGGGUAUCGCCCAAUGAAUCAUGAAGACUUCAGAGAUGACCUUCGGAAAUUCCGCUUAAAGAGCAGGACAUGGGCAGGUGAACGAAGCAAGAGGGACAUGUAUAGCCGGCUUAAGAAGUUGUGAAGACUGUCUGAUAGACUUUCUUCAUUUUGAACUUUUGGACUAGUUCCUUGUACCAUACAUUAUGCAUGACCAGUGGUCAGCAGCAGAUGUUGCUGUUGGGAUGUGAUACCACGUCUCUUCAACAGUGUUCAAUUCACAUUCUGCACACUGAAUAAAUGACUUGGGCAGGGACCGCAUUAUUUCAAACAAGUCCUGUGCUUGGUGAGGUUGGUUAUCUGAACAACCAUGUUGGCAUAAAACCCAUGUUAAUCGAAAUUGUGUAAAUUUAUCUGAAGGAUUGAUCAACAUGAUGGGUUUCAGGUUGGCUGUUUUACAGCCAAACUGCACCUGUGACAUGUGCAUUUUGUUCUGCCACCAGCCAAUUAGUUAUAAUACUGCUGGAGGCUUGUGGGCUAAUUACAUGAAUAAUAGAAAAAUGGGAAAGGGGUGGUGUGUGGGCAACUAUUAUGAUCUUUGAUCAUGGAAAUCUGCCCAUUGAAGCCACUGCAACAAAUAUUGGACCUGUAAGCUUUCUCAAGAAUUUAAUUGACUUUAAGAUCUCUAGUUUGCAAGUCCAAAUUCCUUAAGAAUUGGGAGUGCAACUUUUCUUGUGAAUAGGUUGAAGUAAUCAGACUAGCCUUGGGAUUCCUGAUCUGUUUUUAUUUUGCAUCAACCUAUUUCGCAAGUGACUUGUCUUAAAUUUCUCCAGCACAAGAUUUAACUUUUCUGAUCUGCCAAAUUAUUUUAAAGUUGCUCUUUUAAUUGUCAUGCAUUUUAACAGCACUUAAGCCUAAUCCUGACAUUCCAAACUAAAACAAAACAAAUAUCUUGUAAUACUCUUAAACUUCCAGACAUAUGAUACAGAAAUAUGUAAAUUCUUUAAGUGCCAAAAAACAGGACCAUUUCUACAGAGUCCAUUUCUUGACAUUUCUUUGAAAAUUUAAUAUUGGUUCAAUCAGGUGAAUAAGGUUAAUGUACAUUGAGGUUUUGGAUGCCCAAUUCCUGGCUUUGCACUGGGUGUGCUAAACAGGUGUACAGCAAGUUGUAUUUGUGGUAAACCGUGCUCUUUCAAUGCCAAGGUAAACCAUGGAUCUAUUAUAGGAUUUUACUGUUCUUGGACAACUGAGAAAUCAUACUUUCUAAAUUUCCAUUUUCAUGCCCUUUGAUAUUUUAAAUUCAUUUUCAUAUAUGAAAGAAAAUCAGUGAUAGAAGAUUGACUUUGACAAGAAGGAAACCUUGGGAGAUCUGGCUUUAAUACAUUUUCUACACAGAGUAGUGUGAGUAAACUGCUAGUCUCUGGAGCCCCUCUGGUUAUGGCUCUGUGACCACUGAAUUCUUUAUUAAUGCAAGGCCUUUAUUUAUAUAGAAAAAAGUUUCCCUUAUUGAAUGGCAAAGAAUCUGGAACACUUCCUGACUGCUGCACCCUUUAUAAAUGAACAUGUCUCACUCCUGUGAGAUCCUGGGAAACAUUGAGUUCAUUGAAACUUGUGCUGCUAACAGAGCUGUAUUUCAAAAACAAAAAUGGGAGUGCUUCUUUCCCACUGACACAGUAGCUUGAUUUUUAAAAAAAAAUAUCACCAGUAAAUAUCCAUUACAUGCAGUCCUAGCAGUUGUUAAUUGUUGAACUUCUAGUGCUUUCAUUCUUUGCAGCACUCCAGAUUUAACCCUUUGGGGACAUCUUGUAUUCGGGUAUUUUAAGCACACCAGUUCAUCUGUAGACCAACUUCUACCCAUGAUGUGCAUUAAGUCCAGCACUUCACCAAUUACUCCAAACCCAUGCCUUUUGAGAAUUACAAUAUACUACCAUGUUAAGUUAUAGAUUGUUUUUAUCCUGCCUAAAUGAUCUUUGUUCAGUGAUGCAAAAGCUUGUGGAAACACUUCUGUACAUUGGUCAUUACUGCCUUGGAAAUUAACAAUAGAGAACAAUGCAGAUUGAGUGGGGCAAGGGGUGGGAAUUGGUGCAGAUUUGCAUGCGGCUGUAGUAAGUGAUUUAAUUGUAUACUGUGCAAAGAUGUAUCUACUUCAGCCAAGCUGCCUGAGUGCAGAGAAAUAAAUGGCUACAGAUGGGGGAAAAAAUGAGUUUCUUGGCC